Molecule: messenger RNA, 2691 nt
Organism: Podarcis raffonei (Aeolian wall lizard)
Lineage: Eukaryota; Metazoa; Chordata; Lepidosauria; Squamata; Lacertidae
Product: inositol polyphosphate 5-phosphatase OCRL-like
Biological process (GO): phosphatidylinositol dephosphorylation; signal transduction
Cellular component (GO): cytoplasm; membrane
Molecular function (GO): phosphatidylinositol-4,5-bisphosphate 5-phosphatase activity; inositol phosphate phosphatase activity
Source: RefSeq, a predicted model, not a curated record
AUGAUCUUUGUGGGGUAUGAACCUGGCUCAAAGGCUUGGCGGUUUGCAUACCCGAGUGGGAAUCAGUCCAGACUGGUGAUCAGCAACAGUGCUGAGUUCUGUGAACAGCAGCUCUUUGACUCAUAUGAGGAGGAGGAAGAGGAAGAGGAACCUGUUGCUGAGGACCAAAGUCCAGAGCAACAGAAUCCACCGCAGGGGCAAAGUCCACAUCAGGGGCAGCUCAGGAUCCCUCAGAGGGGGAGGCCAAGAACACCUCCUCAAACCACUGUCAAGUCUGAGCCAAAGAAGACAGGUAAACAGGUAGAGAAGUUUGCCAAGGAGCUUGGCAAAAGGUUCAAGCUCAAGCAGCUUGGAGCUGUUCAGACGUAUCUGGGCGUGGAUGUGUCACGAACACAAGAUGGAAAUUUUUUGCUCAGCCAGAGAGGUAAAAUUGAGCAACUGCUUCAGAAGUUCAGGAUGAGUGAUUGUGCAGGUGUCAGAAGCCCCAUGGAGACUGGCUAUGUGAAAGAAAGCCAGCAAGAGUCUCACCCAUCUCAUGGCUUUUCUUCUAGUGUGGACCAGUUCUACAAGCUCUCCCCUGAAAGCAGGUGCACCAUCCAGAACAAGCUGGCGCUGUACCUGAAGAAGAAAAAGUCUUUUCUUCUCUCAGGAAUUCUGGGAUUUGAGGAUAACUUCAGUGUUAUGAGUAUGGAGAAGAAAAGAAACCUGCAGAAUCAGCAAAUGAAUGCCCGCCAGGAGCCUCCACCACCACCGCUGCCACCAAGCAGGCUGCGUAUCCGUGACAAGGACAGCAUGAGCAAGAAGCAACCCAAAGUGACCAACACUAUGCGCAAGCUCUUUGUGCCUUCCACACAUACGCAGUCCGGACAGAGAGAGGGACUCAUCAAGCACAUCCUCGCCAAGAGAAAGAAGGAAUAUGUCAACAUCCAGAAUUUCAGGAUUUUCGUGGGGACAUGGAAUGUGAAUGGGCAGUCUCCAGACAGUGGAUUGGAACCUUGGCUGAACUGUGACCCUGAACCCCCAGAUAUCUACUGCAUUGGGUUCCAGGAGCUGGACCUGAGUACAGAGGCUUUCUUCUACUUGGACUCGACAAAGGAGCAAGAGUGGCUGACAGCUGUGGAAAAGGCUUUGCGUUCCAAAUCCAAGUACAAGAAAGUGCAGCUGGUGCGUCUAGUCGGAAUGAUGUUGCUCAUCUUUGUCAGGAAGGACCAGCUCAGCCGCAUCAAGGAAGUGAGGGAGACAGUGGGCACAGGCAUCAUGGGGAAGAUGGAUAAUAAGGGGUGUGUGACCGUGAGGUUUGUCUUCAACAAUACUAGCUUCUGCAUUGUCAAUUCCCACCUUGCUGCCCACGUGGAAGACUUCAAGCGCCGAAACCAGGAUUACAAGGAUAUCUGUGCUCAGAUGAGCUUCCUGCCCCCUGACCAGGGUCUGCCGCAGCUGACAAUUAUGAAACACGACAUUGUCAUCUGGUUGGGUGAUCUGAACUACAGGCUUUGCCUUCCUGAUGCCAAUGAUGUGAAAACUCUGAUCACUAAAAAUGAGCUUCAGAGACUUCUGACCUACGACCAGCUAAACAUUCAGCGUACCCAAAAGACAGCUUUUGCUGAUUUCACAGAGGGAGAGAUCAAGUUCAUCCCGACGUACAAAUUCGACUCUAAAACAGAUCGCUGGGAUUCCAGUGGGAAGUGCCGUGUGGCGGCCUUCCCGGGCGUUUUUCCAACACCAGCAUGGUGUGACCGAAUCCUCUGGAGAGGAGGCAGCAUGAAUCAGUUCAGCUACCAAAGCCACAUGGACUUGAAAACGAACAACCACAAGCCCGUCAGCUUCCUCUUCCUUAUAGAGGUGAAGGUUGUGGAUGACCGACGGUACCGGAAAGUGUUUGAGGAUAUUGUUCAGUUGAUGGACAGGAUGGAGAACGAAUUCCUUCCCUCACUGGAGGGAGGUAAAGACGAGUUUCCGCUUGAGAAUGUGAAGUUCCGGCAGCUGCAGAAGGAGAAGUUCCAGAUCACAAACAACAGGCAGGUCACCCUCCAUUUCUCCUUUAUCCCCAAACUCAAUGACAGCCAGUAUUGUAAGCAAUGGCUUCGCGCUGAGCCCUGCGAGGGAUACUUGGAGCCCAGUGAGACGGUGGACAUUUCCCUGGAUGUGUACGUCAGCAAGGAAGAGAAGAUUGAGGCUAUCUUUGUCCUUCACCUUGACCGUGGCAAGGACUAUUUCCUCACCAUCAGUGGGAGCUACCUACCAAGCUGCUUCAGGACCUCCUUGGAAGCCUUGUGCUGGAUGAGGCAGCCAAUUGGCGAAGUUCCCGUCACCAGACUUAUUGACCUGGAGAAGCAGUUUCUGGAUAUAGUACCCCAGGAUGGUGAUGACUCCAGAGUGGCCAAGGAGAUCUGGCUUUUGGUGGACCACCUCUUCAAGAAUGCCUGCCACCAGGAGGACCUCUUCCAGACCCCGGGCAUGCAGGAUGAGCUGCAGGAGAUAAUUGAGUGCCUGGACACCAGCAUUCCUGAGACGAUCCCUGGCAGUAACCACUCGGUGGCCGAAGCUCUACUCAUCUUCCUGGAGGCACUGCCAGAACCAGUCAUUUGCUAUGGACUGUAUCAACGCUGCCUUGAGCGCUCACAAGACAGCCACCUCUGUCGCCAGACACUCUCUAUCGACGCCUUCACCUUACCACAGCCAGCUGCUUGA